AUGAUCGCAAUUGGAGGCGUCAUCGGAACUGGACUCUUUCUGGGAACUGGAACUGAUUUGCAACAUGGUGGUCCCGCCGGUUUGCUUCUUGGAUACUGUAUAAUGGCAUCGCUACUGUACUCGGUAAUGGUCGCUCUUGGUGAAAUGGCCUCGCAAUUCCCUAUUCCAGGGGGCCAAUUUGCUCUAGCCAGUCGCUUUAACUCGCCUGAGCUUGGAUUUGCCAUGGGUAUCCUAUUUUGGUAUAACUAUAUUGUCGUUUUGCCGGCUGAGAUCUCAGCCGCUGCCGUUCUUAUCACAUAUUGGACUCCAGCAGGGCAGGCAGAUUCAACCUGUACCACCGGAAUCUGCAAUAAUGCGAUGUGGGUAGGGCUCAUGCUGAUAGUUGUGUUCCUCAUCAAUUAUGCUGGGACGCGCAUCUUCGGCGAGAUAGAAUUUUGGUUCUGUUCAAUAAAGCAGGUUUUAACGAUUAUUGGCAUGAUAAUUGCUGGUGUGAUAAUCAGCGCCGGUGGAGGCCCCAAUCACGAAGCAAUCGGAUUCAAGUUCUGGAAUGAAACAGGCGGCUUCGUACAGUACGAGGGCAUUGGGGGAGCCAAAGGCCGUUUUCUAGGAUUUUUCAGCGUAUUGAUUAAUGCGGCUUUUGCGUUCAUCGGGUCUGAGAUUACCGCAAUUGCGGCAGCUGAAACAUCCAAUCCACAAAAGAACGUUCCUCGAGCCAUCAAGAGCGUUUGGAUCAGACUUGUUCUGUUCUACCUUUGCAGUGCUUUUUUGAUCGGUCUCCUUGUAUCCCCUUCAGAUCCAUCUCUCAGCCUCUCUUCGACGGCUGCUAAGAGCCCCUUCGUUAUCGCAUUUGAGAAUGCUGGAAUAUCCGUGCUGCCAUCCAUCAUAAAUGCUGCCCUCCUUACCAGUGCUUGGUCUGCCGGUAUUGCCGAUCUCUUUGUGUCAACGCGUGCCUUGUUCGGGCUUGCUUGCAGAGGACAUGCGCCCAAGAUAUUUUUGAAGACCCGAAAAGAUGGUUUCCCCUGGGUCUGCUUCCUGUUUAGCGGUGCAUUUGCGUUCCUCUCAUUUAUGGCCGCCGCCUCGGGAGAAGCGGGCAAGGUCUUCGGUUACUUCGCGAACAUGACUGCGAUAUGCGGCAUGAUCUCUUGGACUGGUAUUUUAUGGACCAGUAUCCGUUGGAACAAAGGUUUGAAGGCGCAGGGCAUCGACCGCCGGACCUUGCCAUACAGAGCACCUUUCCAACCUUACCUCUCUUACUAUGGAAUGUCGGUCUGUAUUCUGGUCAUCAUAUUUGGUGGCUUCAGUGCGUUCAUUCAUUCUUUUGAUGUAUCCUCUUUUGUCACGACAUACUUCCCUAUUCCACUUUUUGCGGUGCUGUUCUUUGGCUACAAACUCUGGAAUAAGUCGAAAAUGGUCGCCUAUUCAGAGAUGGACUUUGUCUCCGAGUCUUCGAUGGAAAUACCCGACAAUGAACUUCCCAAGAGUACGUGGCAGAAGAUAUCGGAAAGAAUUUGA
This is a messenger RNA of Penicillium canariense, 1512 nucleotides long. Its product is annotated as Amino acid/polyamine transporter I. The coding region runs from base 1 to 1512 and encodes 503 amino acids. Gene Ontology annotation, molecular function: amino acid transmembrane transporter activity. Gene Ontology annotation, biological process: amino acid transmembrane transport. NCBI's taxonomy places the organism in Eukaryota, Fungi, Ascomycota, Eurotiomycetes, Eurotiales, Aspergillaceae. The record is from RefSeq and is a predicted model, not a curated record. The transcript has 17 exons. Gene Ontology annotation, cellular component: membrane.